Messenger RNA from Helianthus annuus (common sunflower), 1163 nucleotides. RefSeq names its product vignain. Gene Ontology annotation, molecular function: cysteine-type endopeptidase activity. Bases 40 to 1134 code for a protein of 364 amino acids. The record is from RefSeq and is a predicted model, not a curated record. The transcript has 4 exons. Gene Ontology annotation, cellular component: lysosome. NCBI's taxonomy places the organism in Eukaryota, Viridiplantae, Streptophyta, Magnoliopsida, Asterales, Asteraceae.
AUGACUUUCUAACCAAAAUCUAAAAAAAGCCAUACAGAUAUGAAAAUCAAAAAAAUUAUUUUACUGUCACUUUCUUUGGCUUUGAUUCUAGGCAUUGUGGAGAGCUUUGAGUAUGAUGAUGAAGAACUUAAAUCGGAGGAGGGGAUGCAAAGGAUGUACGAUAGGUGGAGGAAUCAUCACAACGUUCAUUUGGAAGUAAGCGAAGAUGAGAAAGCUGAACGAUUCAAUGUGUUCAAGACCAAUGUGCAACAUGUUCACAGCACAAACAAGAUGAACAAGCCAUACAAGUUGAAGUUGAACAAGUUUGCAACCAUGACUAACCUUGAGUUUACAAGCACGUAUGCCAGCUCAAAGCUUAAACAUUAUCGGGCACUCAGAGGACCUCACAAGAGCAUCUUGAAUCGCAAGAGCAACUUGAAUUUCACGUAUGAGAAGGUCGCUAAUAUCCCGCCUGCUAUUGAUUGGAGGACCCAUAACGCUGUCACCCCUCCAAAGGAUCAAGGAAAAUGUGGAGGGUGUUGGGCGUUUUCAACAGUGGUUUCAAUUGAAGGAAUAAACGCGAUCAAAACCGGGGAACUGGUCUCAUUGUCGGAACAACAACUUAUCGACUGUGCUGAUGGACUCAACCAAGGGUGUAGUGGGGGGAUAAUGGAACCGGCAUUUAUUUUCAUCCAAGAACAUGGAGGUAUAACUACAGAAAAGAACUAUCCUUGGACAUUUAAAGACGGAAUUUGUGAUCCUGCAAAGAUCCGCCAUCCACUCAUAACGAUUGACGGAUUUGAGGAUGUGCCUGAAUGCAACGAAGAAGCAUUAAUGAAAGCAGUCGCAAACCAACCAAUAUCUGCUGCCGUUGAGGCUAACGGUCAUGAUUUUCAAUUCUAUUACCAGGGAGUUUUUACGGGACAAUGUGGAGUGGAUGUUAAUCAUGCUAUAGCAAUUGUAGGAUAUGGUGAGACGCCUGAGGGAAUGAAGUACUGGAUAGUGAAGAAUUCUUGGGGACCCGAUUGGGGAGAAGGCGGAUACAUACGAGUGCAGCGUGGAGUUCCUGAUCCAAUGGGGCUAUGCGGUAUUAAUGUGCAGGCUUCUUAUCCAGUUAAGAACACUAAUAAUACACCCACCUAUCAUGAACUCUAGAGUAACUCUUGAACCAAAUUGAAUCCCUU